This is a messenger RNA of Cinara cedri, 6473 nucleotides long. The record is from the annotation of a GenBank genome assembly. Lineage: Eukaryota; Metazoa; Arthropoda; Insecta; Hemiptera; Aphididae.
AUGGGCAGAGAAUCAACUAAUAAUACAGCUGUAGAUAAUAUCCUCAAUAUCUAUACAACAAAGGAAUUUAAUGGUAUUGCGGAUUUUGGCAAGCAUAAUUUUGAUGCAAUUUUUGAGUCAUUGCAGAGGCUCUUUGGGUUGAGUGAAGACAAACCUUUAGAAAGUAUAGAAGGGUAUGUUAUGGAUCAUGCUCCUGCUUCUACUAGAAAUUUUACUGAAAAUUAUCAGGUUAUGGAUGGAAGCCAUAACCUUCUUUUAGGUAAUCAAAGUCUACUUUUAAAUAAUCAAGGUCUACUACCAGCCAAUACUGGUUUCUUUUUGGACAUUGCUUUUAUGCUUAUGGUCAUCAACAGUAAGACGGAUAGAAAUUAUGAAGCUAUUUUAAAGAUGAAAACAAAGGUCGAUAAAAAUUAUGAGACCAUUAGAAGAGUAAAAAAUAAAGUAGAUAGAAAUCUCGAGGUAAUGUUAUCAAGGUUUAAGAUAUCAGAACGUAACCUUAGCAACACAAUGGAAAAAGCAUUUACAGAUGUUAUUGAUUUUGUCAGGAAAACAAGAAUAGAGGGAGUAACUUCAGAAUUAAUUACUUUUAUGAAAUAUUUUAUACAAGAAAAAGAUGCUAUAAGGUAUUUAACUCAUGACCAAUACGUCGCUAAGCUUGAUGAAGUCAAUGACAUUUUAUGUCAUUUGCAAAAUUCCAGAGUACCACAAUCAGGAAGUUUGCAUACACUUUUGCACGAUAUAAUUAUUCAAAGGUUUGCUAUUCCAGAAAAUUCUAAUGACAAGGUAGCAUUUACUGCACUUGGUUUGUUAUGCUCUGGAACCGCAGUUUACAUUUCUGCAAUAUACUUUUCACUUAAGGAAUAUAGCUACCUUGCUAAUUUCCAUUAUCAACAGAAUGAUUUAGAGCAAUAUAAUCACUACCUUUUUUUGACUUUAACAACUUUCAAUAAUUUUAAAAACUUAUUAGCUAGUAGUAAUGGUUUAAUCAAUAAAGUAAUUGAUGUAUUAAAUGAAGUGAAAUUGUAUGAUUUUAUUCAAGAUGAAAGAGAAGAUAUAGUAAAAUUUACAUCAGAAAGAAUAGAUAGUUUAAAUUCAAUAAAAUCUAAGUUUGCUACAAUAAAUAACAAUUUAUCUCAAGAAACAUCUACAGAAAAAAUAAAGUAUAAUUUUUUUGACUCGCACGUGGAUACACCUGUUGGCAAGUGGGAAAAUAAAAGAAGAGUCAGUUAUGCAAUACAAUUUCACAGUUACGACACUUACUAUCCAGUUGGUGAAUGGUCUAUACCAUAUGCAAUACGCGGAAAAGCAAACCCAUCGCUUCAUAUCGGAGCUGACCCACAAGGAAGAACUCGUCUCAUCUUUAGAAAGUUUGAUAAUGAUGAACCAGAAUUGGUUGGUAUUAUUGAAGAUAAUGAUCAAAAAGAGUUUAAAGAUAUUGGUAGGGAUUUCUAUAAUGCUGUUUUAGAACCAAAUGAAGAUGUCGCCAUAGAUGAAAUGGAGGUUUUUCUUGAAAAUGGAUCCGAUGUUAAUGCUAGAUAUGAAAAAGGUAGACAGGCAAUUCAUGCUGCCGUGAUAAUUGGUAACCAUUAUGUCGUAGCAACUUUGAAGAGUAAAGGUGCUGAUGUUAAUGCAAGAGAUAUAAACGGUUAUACUCCCCUGCAUAUAGCUGCUGAAGUUGGACAUGGAAGUUUUAUUAAGUACUUAGUGGGUAAUGGUGCAGAUGUCAACGCAAAAACCAAUUUAGGAGAAACAGCUUUACACAUUGCUGCUGAAAAAGGUUAUGUAGAUACUGUGAUCAAUUUAAUGCAGAUUAAAAGUAUUCUCAUUAAUGCAAAAGACCAAAGAGGAUUUACUCCUUCGCAUACUGCUGCUUUCUUUGCUAAAACUAGUGUCAUUAAUCUAUUAUCUCAAGAUGAGAGGACUGAUCUUAAUAUGCAAUCUGAUGUAGGGUUAACUCCCCUGCACUUAGCAAUAAUUGGUGGGCAUAAUGAUACUGUUGAAGCUUUAUUGACCAGUGAUGGAAUUAAUCUUAAUGCUAAAACCAAGAGUGGGUUAACAGCUUUACAUUUUGUAUCUUUGCUUGGUAAUCCAAUCAUUGCUAAAUCCAUAAUGAGACAUGAUGGAAUUAAUAUUAAUGAAAAAUCACUUGAUGGUUGGGUGCCAUUACAUUCAGCCAUCGAAUCUAAAAAGGAAGAUGCUGCGAUGGAAUUAUUAGCAACUGAUAGCAUCAAAGUAAAUAUCAAAGGAAAAGAUGAUAUAACUCCAUUACACCUUGCUGCAUUAAAUGGACAAGAUAGUAUUGUAUCAAAAUUGUUCGAUAAAGGUGCAUCAGUUGAAGAUGUAGACAAACACGGUUAUACACCUCUUCACUUUGCUGUUGAGAGUGGUGAUCUAGAGAUAGUGAAACGUCUUGUUGCAAAGGGUGCUGAUCUAUAUGCAAAGCGAAAAGAUGGGUACACUCCUUUAGAUCUUGCUAUUUUUUAUGGUAAAUUAGAUAUUGUACAAUUUUUAGUCAAUAACAAAAGUGUUGAUAUUAAUACCAAAAAUAAGAAUGGGAUGACCCCUAUAGAUUUUGCAGCUCAUAAAGGCUACUUUGGUAUAGUUGAGUUUCUUAUAGAUAACGGUGCUGCACAAGGAUGUGCACUACACUGGGCUACUUAUGGUGAUCAUUUUAAUAUAGUUAAAUAUCUUAUAAAUGAAAGACACUUUGAUUUAAAUAAAAGAGAUAAAUACGGCAAUGUUCCCUUACACAUAGCUGCUUUACGAGGUCAUUUAAACAUAGUGAGGUACUUGAUAAAUUACAAACAAGUAAACUUAGAUAUAGAGAAUAAUAAUGGUCAUACUCCUUUUCUCUUAGCUGUUUUGAGUAGCAAUUUAGAUAUGGUCAAGUAUUUUAUUGAAAAAAAGAAUGUUAAUUUUACUAAUCAGAGGGACAAUAAUGGUAACACAGCACUACAUUUAGCAGUGUUAGGUAGCAAUUUAGGUAUGAUAAAGUACUUGAUAAGAAAGGGUGCAAACGUGAAUAUUGCUGAUAAUGAUGGUAAUACCCCUCUAUUUCUUGCUGCCUCGAGAGAUAAUCACUUAAAUAUGGUCAAAUACCUAAUACAAAAAGGAGCUGACUUCAGCACUAUCAAUAAUUAUGGCAACUCUCUUCUGCACUUUGCGAUUUUAAAUGGUUAUCUGAAUGUAGUAAAAUAUUUUACAGAAAGGAUGGCUGAUUUUAACUCCACUAAUAAAAAUGGAGAUACUCCUUUACACUUAGCUGCUUCUUCUGGCAAGUUGGAUGUAGUGAAAUACCUUAUUGAUACUAAAGGAAGUGAUUUUAAUCUUAAGAAUAAUGAUGGCAUGACUCCUUUGCACUUUGCUGCUGAAAAUGGUCACUUAGAUAUCGUCAAAUAUUUGAUUGAUAUUAAAUGGGCUUAUCUUGAUUUUAGAGACAAUUAUGGCAGAACUCCUUUACACUUGGCUGCUAAAAAUGGUCACUUAGACAUAGUCAAAUAUCUGAUUAAUACUAAGAAAGCUGAUCAUAACCUUAAGUCCAAAGAUGAUCGGACUAUAUUAUAUUUUGCUGCUGCUUCUGGUAACUUGGAUAUAGUGAAAUACCUUAUUGAUACUAAAGAAGUUGAUUUUAAUCUUAAAAAUACUGAUGGCAUGGCUCCUUUACAUAAGGCUGCUGAAAAUGGUCACUUAGACGUCGUCAAAUAUCUGAUUGAUAUAAAAUUGUCUGAUCCUAAUCUAAAAACCAACGAUGACAGAACCACUUUACAUUUUGCUGCUGCUUCUGGUAAUUUAGAUUUAGUGAAAUACCUUAUAGAAAAAGGAGCUGAUUUUACUCUUAAAGACAACGAUGGCAGGGUUCCGUUACAUUUUGCUUCUUCUUCUGGUAACUUGGAUUUAGUGAAAUACCUUGUUAAUACUAAAGGGGUUGAAUUUAACAUCAAGGCUCACAAUGGUAUGACUCCUUUACACUGGGCUGCUUUUUCUGGAAAAUUGGAUAUAAUAAAAUACCUAGUAGAAGAAGGGGCUAGUUUUAACCUUAAAGACAGUUAUGGCAGAACUCCUUUACACUUGGCUGCUAACAAUGGUCACUUAGAUACUGUAAAAUAUCUUACUGAUACUAAAAGAGCUGACUUCUAUUUUAAAGCCAAGGAUGGCAGGACUCCUUUACAUUUUGCAGCUGCUUCCGGCAACUUCGCUUUAGUACAAUACUUUAUAGAAAAAGGAGCUGAUUUUACUCUUAAAGACAAUUAUGGCCGGGCUCCUUUGCACUGGGCUGCUUCUCUUUAUAACUUGAAUGUAGUGAAAUGCCUCAUAGAGAAAGGAGCUGAUUUUACUCUUAAAGACAAUUAUGGUUGGACUCCUUUACACUGGGCGGCUUCUUUAAGUAAAUUGGAUGUGGUGAAAUACCUUAUAGAAAAAGGAGCUGAUUUUAAUAUUAAAGCUGAUGAUGGCACUAUUCCUUUACACUGGGCUGCAUCUUCUGGCAAGUUGGAUAUAGUGAAAUACCUUAUAGAACAAGGAGCCGAUUUUAAUGCAAAAGCCCAUAGCGGCACUACUCCUUUACAUUGGGCUGCUUCUUCUAGCAAAUUGGAUGUGGUAAAAUAUCUUAUAGAGAAAGGAGCUGAUUUUAAUAUAAAAUCCAACAAUGGUGAGACUCCUUUAGAUUUAGCUACUUCAAUUCAAGUAAGAGGCUUUUUAACACAACUAUUACAGCGCAACCUGAUUAAUGCUGCAAAGCAAGGUAAUCUUGAUUUAGUCAAAGAGUAUGUUAGUAAAGGGGUUAGUAUAGAUGCUAAAGAUGAGAAUAGUCGUACUCCUUUACAUUGGGCUGCUUCUUCUGGUGAUUUAGAUAUAGUGAAAUACUUUAUAGAAAAAGGUGCCAACUUACACUCUGUUGAGAAACAUGGUUACAUUCCUCUUCAUGCAGCAGCAGCAGUAGGUGCUUUAAAUGUAGUAAAAUAUUUUAUAGAAGAAGAGCAUGUCAAUGCAGAUUUUAAAGGUACUGAUGGUGGUUAUCACUGGACACCACUGUACUUUGCUGCCUGUAACAACAGAUUAGAUGUAGUAAAAUACCUUAUAGAUAAAGGUGCUAACUUACACGUUAUUGACAAACAUGGGUACACUCCUUUUCAUAGAGCUGUAGAAGAAAGCUCGUUAAAUGUAGUAAAAUAUUUUAUAGAAGAAAAACGUCUCGACGUAAAUCUUGAGGGUGUUGAUGGUGGUUAUCGCUGGACUCCACUGCACUGGGCUGCCUACAAUGGCAAGUUAGAUGUAGUAAAAUAUCUUAUUGAUAAAGGUGCAAAUGUGUAUGUCAUUGAUGUAUAUGAUCAUACUCCUCUUCAUAAGGCUGCUCAACAAGGUAAUUUAAACGUUGUUAAAUACUUUGUUGAAGAAAGAGGAAUGUCAGUUAAUGAGCACUAUUAUUGGCAGGAUGCAGACUGUCCUAUUUUUUGUGAUGAGAAAUGGGGUCCCACUCCAUUGAAGCUAGCAGAGGAUAAUGGCCAUCAUGAAGUAGUCUCUUAUCUUAAAUCAAAAGGUGGUAGCUAUGACGUCCGUAGUCGUCAUGGUAUUUUAAGUACUGCAGAUAAUUCUACUGCUGGAUCUCAUAAAAAUACGGCAGCUAAUCAAACAUUAGCAAUUAUUAUGCUACAAGCGGAUGCAGAAAACUUAGAGAGUAUGGAAUCAAAUAUAGAGACUGAUAAGGUUCAUAAUCAUCUUUUUGCUAUGGAAAAACAGUAUGUGACAAUGGAAAAGAAGCAUGUGACAAGUGGAGCAGGCAGAGCAACACCAUGGAUACCUCAAUUAGUGAGAAGCAUUACCCAAGGAAUAUAUGAAGGAAUAUAUAGUGUUAUCAGUGCAAAACCAGCAAUAAGUACAACUAUAAAACAUGAAGGAGCAAAAGAAAGCAAGCAAGCAAAUAUAGGUCAAUUUAACACAGAAGCAUGUAUGCAGAACGUUGAUGUCAAUGGUACAAUAAUGUUACUUGAUGUACUGAUAAGGAAGGUUACAGGUCAAAAGUAUGUUUCUACAGUAGAGCAAUCUGAGUCCUUACUAGAAGCACAAGCUGAAGCACAAAGCUAUGUACUAAAUAUUACAGAAAAGUUUGAAGAAUGGGUAAGAGAUGAGUAUGGUAUACAGGCUGGUGAAUCAAUAAACCUCGCUGAAAUGCAGUCAAAAAUAUUUAAAGCUAUCACGAGUGGUCAUGGUAACAAAGUUCCAGAUAUACUCCUCUCGUAUGCAACGCCUAUAAUAGGGCCAGAAAAAUCUGACCCACAAACUUGUUUGCAUCAUAUGACAGUAAAAAAUCUACUUUGUGCAGAGUGUAAAAUAUGAGAAGUGAUCAUCUUUAUCAUUCCAAGAGAAUGGCUCCUGGUAUUUUGGCUGUAGGUGAAUUUAAUAAGGAUAUUGUAAAUCUUGAUGAGCAUAGUCUGAUUGAACCACUGAAGAGAUUUCUUGGAUUAAUAAGUAAAGAC